Messenger RNA from Pomacea canaliculata, 7652 nucleotides. Its product is annotated as acetyl-coenzyme A synthetase, cytoplasmic-like. The coding region runs from base 50 to 2116 and encodes 688 amino acids. The record is from RefSeq and is a predicted model, not a curated record. Gene Ontology annotation, molecular function: acetyl-CoA synthetase activity; AMP binding. NCBI's taxonomy places the organism in Eukaryota, Metazoa, Mollusca, Gastropoda, Architaenioglossa, Ampullariidae. The transcript has 16 exons.
AUCGGACGCUGGCUACCGGCGCGAUAGUUGACGGCGCGUUCGUUGGAAGAUGGCGGAGACUAAUAGUGUUUCAGAUGAGGUGUUUAACCCUCCGGUGUCCCUGCAAGCGCAGGCUCAUAUCAAAACUAUGCAAGAAUACGAAGAACUUUACAGAGAAUCUAUCGAUGAUCCAGAGUCGUUUUGGAAGCGAAUUUAUGAAACCUUUUACUGGAAAUCGCCGCCGACUGGACCCUUCUUGGAUUACAAUUUCGAUAUACGGAAGGGUCCGAUUUCUAUCAAAUGGCUAGCAGGAGCACAGACGAAUAUUUGCUACAAUAUUCUUGACAGAAACGUUGAAAAUGGGCUUGGCGACAAAGUGGCAUUUUAUUGGGAAGGCAACAACCCAGGUGAUGACGGAAAGAUAACCUAUUCCGAGCUUCUGGUGCAAGUGUGCAAGUUUGCCAAUGUGCUCAAGGACUUAGGAGUCGGUGUGGGGGACAGAAUCGCUAUCUACAUGCCGAUGAUCCCAGAACUGACAGUUGCCAUGCUGGCGUGUGCUCGUAUUGGUGCUAUUCAUUCCAUUGUGUUUGCUGGGUAUUCAUCAGAAUCACUGGCAGAUCGCAUCCUUGACGCAGAGUGUUGUGCAAUUGUCACUGCAGAUGGAGUUUGGCGUGGCAACAAACUACUCAAUUUGAAAAAUAUUGUCGACAGAGCAAUGUCCUUGUGUGAAAAAAGAAACCACCUUGUGAAUAAGUGUGUUGUGGUACGACAUCUGGGUCCAAAAUGUGAAAAUCUGGUUGAUGGUAUGAUUAGCAACAACCUGUGUGAAGAAAGUCAGCUAGGAAAACGUCCAGUCCAUGGCUUCAAGAUUAGCUGGCAAGAUGGACGGGACAUCUGGUGGCAUGAUUUAAUGGGCACAGUAGACAGUGUGUGUGAGCCAGUCUGGAUGGAUGCUGAAGACCCCUUGUUCAUGUUAUACACAAGCGGAUCAACAGGCAUUCCCAAGGGUGUCCUCCACACAACUGGGGGCUAUAUGAUGUAUGCCACAGCCACUUUCAAGUACACCUUUGACUUCCACCCUGACGAUAUUUACUGGUGCACUGCAGACAUUGGCUGGAUCACUGGCCACACCUAUGUCACCUAUGGACCACUUGCUAAUGGAGCUACAAGUGUCAUGUUUGAAGGUACACCAUUUUAUCCAGAUGCGGGCCGUUUCUGGGCCAUAGUGGACAAAUACAAAGUCAACACAUUCUAUACAGCUCCAACAGCCAUUAGAUCACUAAUGAAGUUUGGGGAUGAGUUUGUCACCAAGUACAGCCGUUCAUCAUUGAGAAUCUUGGGUACUGUGGGGGAACCCAUUAACCCAGAGGCAUGGCUGUGGUACCAUCGUGUUGUAGGCAAUUCCACAUGUGCUAUUGUGGACACCUUUUGGCAGACUGAAACGGGAGGUCAUGUCAUCACACCUUUGCCUGGCGCCACACCUACGAAGCCUGGCUCAGCCACAUUCCCAUUCUUUGGUAUUUUGCCUACAAUUCUGUCUGAAGAAGGACAUGAGAUUAAGGGAACUGGAGAGGGAUACUUGGUUUUCAAACAGCCAUGGCCUGGUAUCAUGCGUACUGUGCAUGGAGACCAUGAGAGGUUUGAGACAACUUACUUCAAGAAGUUCCCAGGCUACUACUGCACAGGAGAUGGAGCCCACAGAGACAAAGAUGGCUACCUCUGGAUAACAGGUCGCAUCGACGAUCUGGUGAAUGUUUCUGGGCAUCUUCUCUCCACAGCAGAAGUGGAGUCAGCCCUAAUAGAACACCACUCUGUGGCUGAGGCAGCCUCUGUCUCUCAUCCUCAUCCUAUCAAAGGAGAAUGUAUCUACUGCUUUGUUACAUUAAAAGAGGGACACAACUUAACUGAUGAACUCGUGAUGGAGCUGAAGAACAAAGUGAGACAUAAAAUAGGACCCUUUGCCCAGCCUGACUUCAUUCAGAAUGCCCCAGCCUUGCCAAAGACAAGGUCAGGAAAGAUAAUGCGGCGCAUACUUCGCAAAAUUGCAAGAGGAGACAGAGACUUGGGUGACACGUCCACUCUGGCAGAUGAAAGCGUCAUUGAUGUACUGUUCAAAUAUCGUGCCCAAGAUGCCUAGUUAAUGUGUGUGAUGGUUCGAAGGUGUGUUCACUGCCUUCGGACUGUGGCUUUUAUAAGAGGUGGUAAGCUCCACAGGCUUUAAGUUAUUCAGCUUCAUCCCAUUCCCUUAAAUUGUCACUUACAUAUGACCAAAACCAACCCUAACCUAGACCACCUAAAGAGUGGCAUGUUUGUAGUUGUUUUUGCCUGUAAAUAUUUAGUAAUCUAAUGCCAUGGGUAAAGUUGUUGUCGUAUAUGUGCAAUUAUCUUUUUCUUGUGAUGAUAAUCAGUUUGUUAGUAAUGUUUAAAUCACAAGCCCAGAAAAUUGGCCUGCUUAUCAGAUCUCUAUCAGAAGUUUGUGUUCUAGCAAGAAGGCAGCAUGUCAGAGAGACUAUCAUAAAGACAUAUCAUGACAACCAGGUCUAAGUGCAACAUUGGAAAAUUAAUCUGAUGAAUCAAAUUUAACAAAUCUGAGCAGUUUCCUUACAAUUCUACAAUCUUUAUCUUUGACAUCUUGCUGCCUUUCUGUCUUUGCUGCAGCUUAUGCCUUUAGAGCUGUAAGCUACGUUAGAUACAUGAAUAUGAGCAUUGCUGAAUCUCUCCACAUUCUGGUUGUGAGUUUUUUGCAUAUCUAUAGGUUUUAAUCCACCUUAUUUUGUCAUGAUAUGCUGUAAUUUUCUUUUUGAAAUACUCAGUAACAUGUUGUCUCCAUCCUUACCCCUACCCCCUGUGCAUUUCCACUAUAACCACUGCUAAGGUCAUUUCUGACAACCCUGAUGUUUAAAGUGUGCUAGGCUUCACAAAAACUUGAUGAGUGGCCAUGUAACAUUUGAAAUUUUUUGACUCAGUUUGAUCAUUAACAUUUAGCAUUUGAUAUAUGCUCCACACAAUUUCGGAGUUAUAUUUGAAAUGUGCAUGUUUUACUUUGGUUUACUUUUAAGAGUACUGCACAAAAAAACAAAACACACAGGAACAAAAGUUUUAUCAGAAACAAAAUUUUUAUCAGAAAGUUUACUGCGUUUUUAAAGUGUGAAGCAUUGUUAUUGGCUGUACUCUAUGGUACCAUUGUGAUCAGGGUUAAGGUUACCGAAAAUGUGAUCUUUCUUUACUGAAAUCCUUUACAAGCAAUUUUUGUGUGUGUGCUGUACAAUUUUUGACCUAAGUUAUGUUUCUCCUAUUGUCUUUAUUGCGGAGGUUUUUUAAAACUUAAAUUUUGUUCUUGCAAAUAUGGUCAGCAUUGUGAAAUUUGCAUUUGUUUGUGCCAGUAGGUGUUACUGUUGACUUCAUAUAGUGCUACUUGCACUGCGUAGUGAGAUCCCAGGAGGCUAUUGUUUUACAUCUCAGAGAAUCUAGUCUGUACGCAAAAUGCAAGUGGUUAAACCUGCUGCAAAUAGUGGAUGUGAUUUGAGUUUUGCACCACUGUGAAAGUUUUAUAGGUCACUUUACAUGAUCUUUCUUGAAACUUGAGGAUGUCUUUCCAAAUGGAGCUCUUAUUUCUUAUUUUAUUUGUCAUGGCCUGAACGAUGAGUUCUUGGGAAAUUGGUUUCUUAUUUGAGGGUUAGUUGAUUUUCUUUUAUUGGACAUGAUUUCCUGAGGGACAUUUUCAUACUUACAUAAUCAAAUUUUGUUCCACUUCUAAGUAUAGCUGCCUCAUUAAGUACCUUCAAAGACAAAUACAUACUCAGAUUUUUUGGUGGGUGUUGGAUUGCUUUGUAAUCACAGGCUCAGUUUCUUGGUCUUUUGGUGAUUUGUUGGGUUUGUCUUCCUUCUACCCUACCCUUCCACUUUGAAAUUUAGGGUAGGGUACAAGUUUACACAUAAAACAGACUUAGAUUUUGUUGGGAACUGUCAGAGGAACCAACAAUAACAUAAAGGAAGCAUUAAUGAUGCUGGUGAUGUUCACAAGCAAGAGGCACAAAUAUUUCCAGAUGUAGCAUCUUUCUCAGUGAUAUUAUUCUGAUCAUAUACUCAUGUUUAUUCUUGCCGACAGUUAGGCUACAUGUAGUUGCAGUAAUCUCAUUUGAUGAAGCCCUAAGUUAUUUUCAUGAAAAUAACAUUUUGUUUGCUUACAUUUUGUUUUAUGAUGUGCAUGCUGUUUUUGUGUGAUUAUUAACUAUGUUUUUAAAUUGAGGUUCAAAACAGAGAAGUUAUAAUGAUACAGUCCUAUGUCAGGAAAAUGUGUUACAGUUGAUAUGGACCACUGUGUUCUGUAUCAACACAUGUUCUUGAAACAUGCUACAUGUACAUCGAUCUAUGAUGAAGAGCAUGUUGGGACAGGUAUCUGUUUCACCACAUUUCCUCUUACAACUGGAGAGUUGUUCCACAAGUUUGUAAACUUUUCUAAAGGCAUUAGAGUUCAAAACCAUGGUCUUGUAACAAAAUUUGGUAGCUUUUUCAUUACCACUUUUGACCCAAGCUACAUCAGAGUAUGUACGUACCCUAUUACCAGUACGGCUGCCCCAUAUAACUUUGGUACAGUUAUCAACAGCAUGCCCUACUGUAGGUAAAGGUAAGAUAAAGGUCAUCCCCUAACCUUUUCAGGUUGUUGGGGGCAAGGUGUUAGAGACCUCACUUUUCUGGGGGCCAGCUUUACGUGAGGGUGGUGCCCAUCUCUUCCUCGCUGCUUUAUCUUCCCCACUAUGGAGUCAGGUACCCAUUCCCACCAACUGGGGAAAGUUUUUGCUAGUUGGGUAUUGUAACAGCUCGUUGUUGGUUUGGAUACAAGCACUCUAACCACUUGGCUUUCUGCUUCCUUACAAUACCAUUAGAUGACUGUACCUUGAUGCAUCAUUAGUGACUGCUUAGAUGGCUGCAGCAUAUUCAUGCUCUCUUUAUUGUGUAACUUUGUCUCACACUAUUUAACUGUCUCUUUGACUUUUGUGUUCAUUUCAUGUAAAGAAAAAUAUAUUUCCAAGUAUGCUUCUUUUAGCAGGAAAAGAGUAGUUUAAUGUAUGCAGAAAUACAUUCACAGCAUUUUGAUGUCCUUGUGCUACUUUUGUGUUCAUAGACUUAAGAUACUGGGAACAUUCUGUGCAUUAUUUUCUAGAUUUUCCAUGUACAUCUUUUUUCAGGUUCAUUAUAAACUAAUGUCUCAUUAUUUUGAAGUGUACUUUAAAAGUCUUCUUGAGUUAUUGUCACUUCUUAUUGCCGUGAAGAUUUAAUACUUGAUAAAUCUUAGUACGAAAACUCAUUUCCCACUUCCUUACACAAAAUAAAUUGGCAACCUUAGUUUAAAUGCACAUAAAGAUGAUGUUUAGUUGUAUCUGAAGCAUUAACAGACACCUGAAAGGGACACAAUUUAUCCAUAGGCAGACCAGUGCAUUUUGUGUGUCAUUCGCAGACAUUUACAAGAGGAUCUCUUCGUAAAUUGUGUCAGAUCUGUGGUUUAGCCAUUGUGAUGUUUGAAUGUCCUUAAGGUCUUGUUUUCUUUGUAAAUUGUGAAGCUGGUGCUGGUAUGAAAUUAUGAGUUGAUAUGUGACUGACUUAGGUGCAGUAGCUGUGGGUGCACUGACCCUAUUCUGCAGCUGUCGGCAUGUCAUCACUUUUGUACCUUGACAGGUUCUCUUAACAUGCCUUGAAUUCUGUGUCAUACCAAAUAAAUUUAAAUAAUAGUAAUCAACAUCAAUAUGUAUUUUAAAAAAACAUGCCCGUUACUUGAUAUAUUGCAUGUUUGUUUUUUGUUUUUUUUGUGUCAAAACAGAAUUAUAAAUCACGUAAGUUCAGAAUCACAUCAACAGAAAUAUCAAUAAUCAAACUUAAUUUGAAUGGGUUGUGUAUUCUUGCAUGCUUUAUUGAUGAAAACAAGCGCUGGCUUUAAGAGGAAGAAGCAGCUAUGGUGUAAGCCUGUUAGAAUAUGCUUUGCAACAUCCUCUUAUGUAAAAACUUUUACUUGGGAGAACUAGCUUGCUUGCUUAUAGAGCUAUUAGGUUUCUUGUAACAAAAUCUUAGAUCCAUUUUCCAUACCAGUUGUGGUUUUUUUUUUAGAUCAUGCAUGUGCACAUAAUAGAUAUGCUUAAAUGUCUGAAAAACCACAGGGCUGUCUACUACAGAACAAUAAUGCUUCUUUUAACAUUCAGUUUCUAGCCAGUUGGUGGCACAUUACGCUUGUUCCUUUAUUUCAUAAGAUUUUUCUUAGAAAAAAUGUACUCAAGAAAGUUAUUUAAUGAUUUCUAUGAAGUUUACUUUAUCUAGGUGUCCAUGAUGCUGUAGGUAAUUUGUGUGAUGUAGAACAAUUUGCCAAAGCUAAGUUAUUUACUUUUAUGGAUUCAAUUAUAUGCAAUAUAUGUCUCCACAACUAUGCUCGGAAAUGGUACUUAAAUUUAGCUGAUGCUGUGAUGUUAAAUACUAUUUUAUCAGUUUUUCUUCCUCAAAGAAAUGGUCACUAGUAGAUAGUACUUUUGCAUGUGCAUUGUUGUAAUAUAAUGAAUGCAACUUUUUAGAGUGAAAGAUCUUUAUGCUGAUUUGGAAAAAAAAAAUUGAAAUCUGCACAAAAUGAUCGAGUUUAAAUUGUAUCAAGUGAAUAUUGUUACCGACAAUGUGAUUGUACCAAAUCAGUCACAACAGGGGAAUAAGCUAUUGAUCAGUACAUUUGACUUAAGAGCAAAGGGUUGCUCUGUCAAAGCCUGGGGUUGGGAAAAUCCCUCUAACCACCCAGCAGCUGAUUGAUCAGCAGAGGUAAAUAUUGCAGGAGAGGGUGCUUUCCAUCUUCCACAUGCUGUACCCUAGACACAAUAGACCACUCCCUCUAGGGUCUCUAAGUUAAGCCAUUACCAUUACUCAGUAAUGACUCGAUAAUUCAUAGGCAAGAGAAAGUGCUAAUCAGACCAGGUGGAGGUUUGUUUUUUUGUUUAGAGAGAAGGUAAUUAAGGCAUAUUGGUAUGAGCUAAAUGCAGAUUUCAACAGGCAUGAGUAAAAUGUUUUUCAAUUUUCUGACUUUUUGAGGGGUUAGAAAACAUUCCAUGGGAGUAGAGGACUCCUGUAUUUUGGGGGAGAUAAUAUAGCACUAGGAUGAGUUGAUGUAUGUUUAAAAAAAAGUAUGUAAGAUGAAGUAACAUGCACCAAGUAUUGAUUGGCAUUCUGUUCAGAGACAAGUGUUAUGUGGCUUCAUAUUCCUCAAUUUUUUUAAAAAAGAAGAGAAAAUUGAUAUCAAUUUACAAAAGUAGUUGUGACUUGUUAAUUGUGGAAAAUGCUUUAUAUCUUAUGCGAUUUCAGCUAGAAAGUUUGUUGUUAAACAGGAAUUUGUGCAAAAUGAGAUGUGCAGGUGAAAGGUACUGACAAAAUGCCUUUUUUUUUUAAGAAUGAAAAUAUACAGAUCUGGGGAGGUCCAGUUUGUAAAAUAGAAUGAAAUAUAUUUGAUAACAAUAUUAAUAUUGAACAGUGUGUGCAUAGAUUGGCAGAAAUUAAUGUGCAUGUUUAUAGUUAAAUGGACCACAUCUGCAGAUUUUUAAUAUGCUAUAAAUCUAACAUAAGUAUAUAUAAGUUAAAGGUUUCUGUAGAUUUUCAAUAUUCCACAAAGUAUAAGUUUGAUUUUAUGUAAUAAAGUUAUUCGAAAGUUU